Hemiscyllium ocellatum (epaulette shark) is the source of this 2372-nucleotide messenger RNA. RefSeq names its product MYCN proto-oncogene, bHLH transcription factor (gene mycn). Gene Ontology annotation, biological process: regulation of transcription by RNA polymerase II. The transcript has 3 exons. Lineage: Eukaryota; Metazoa; Chordata; Chondrichthyes; Orectolobiformes; Hemiscylliidae. Gene Ontology annotation, molecular function: protein dimerization activity; RNA polymerase II cis-regulatory region sequence-specific DNA binding; DNA-binding transcription factor activity, RNA polymerase II-specific. The record is from RefSeq and is a predicted model, not a curated record. Bases 261 to 1682 code for a protein of 473 amino acids.
UCUUUGCAGAUAAUAAUAUCCAGCCCUGCGUCCAACUUAGCACUGACAGACUUCUCUUGUCUGCUGCGAGGGAAUGAUCAGUGCCUAAUGCAAGCCUCGGAACAGCUGGGAUCUGUCUAGAAACCUCCCCAAACAUUUCUCAUCGUUGCGGAGAGUUUUAAAUCUUGCUUUUUGUUCCCCACCACCACCCCUCCCUCCAUCUCCUUGGAAGGCAGCGGAAGGUGAGCUUUCUCCAGCGCUGGGUGGAUUUUUAAUGAGAGAUGCCUGGCAUCAUGUCUUCGGGCUGCCCGUCCACUUCCAGCUCACUAACUGCUGCCUGCACCUCCUCCUGCACCGGACGCAUUGCAAGUUCCUGCAAGGACUAUGACCUGGAGUACGACUCCUACCAGCCUUACUUCUACCCGGACGACUAUGGCCCUGAGGCAGACUUCUACCCCCCCAGCGAGGACAUCUGGAAGAAGUUUGAGCUGCUACCCACCCCUCCGCUGUCUCCGAGUCGGGCAGGGAGGUGCCGAGCCCCUGAGGAUUGGGUAUCCGAGCUGCUGCUGCUGGAGGACGGGGAUGGGGAUGGAGAGGAGCCCGGGCUUGGCUUGUGUUGCUGUGGGGGAGGAGUGUCAGGAGGAGCUGGGGCUGCAGGGAGCUGCAACCAGAGCGGGGGCAGGAGCCAGCUGAACGCCAUCGUGCUGCGGGACUGUAUGUGGAGCGGCUUCUCCGCCCGGGAGAAGCUGGAGAAGGUGGUCACCGAGAAGCUGUACGCAGCUCAGGCUCACAGCAGGCUGGGGCUGGGUCUCCCCCCGGGAUCCCCCUCUCCAUCAGCAGCAGCACCUGCCCCCGGGGCACGGUGCCCCCCUACCGCCCCCAGCCCCAGCUCCCUCCAGCUCCCAGCCCCCGACACUCAGUGCGUGGACCCGGCUGUGGUCUUCCCAUUCCCUGCCCCACGGGAGGACCCAGACCCGGCCCCAGCAUCUCCCCCUGGCCCAGUCCCGGCCCCUGCCCAGACCCGGGGGUCAGCAGCUGCCCCCACACUCAUCGGAUCCGGCAACGAGACCCCCAGCGACUCCGAGGAAGAUGAGGAUGAUGAUGAGGAAGAGGAGGAAGAAGAUGAGGAAGAGGAGGAAGAAGAAAUUGAUGUGGUAACAGUCGAGAAACGACGAUCAUCAUCCAACAAGCAUGUGACGACCCUGACAGUGACUGUGCGCUCUCACACCGCGAGCUGCGGGUCAUCGAAGAACCACAGCACCUCUCUGAUGAAAAGGUGUGCACCUAUACACCAGCAGCACAACUAUGCUGCCCCCUCGCCCUACACAGAAUGCGACGAGAUGCCACCUCUGAAGAAGGUGAAGAGUGAAACUGUGCGCCUCGCCAAGCAGGUGGCGCCCCCUAGAUCCAAAAGUGUGAGCCCCCGUGGAUCCGACUCCGAAGACAACGAGCGGCGACGCACUCACAACAUCUUGGAGCGCCAGCGGCGCAAUGACCUCCGCUCCAGCUUCCUCACCUUACGGGACCAAAUACCAGAACUUGUGAAAAACGACAAGGCGGCAAAAGUCAUCAUUCUGAAAAAGGCCACCGAAUAUGUGCAGGCUCUGCAGUCGGAGGAGCAGAAACUGUUGUCGGAAAAAGAGAAACUGAAAGCCAAGCAACAACUGCUAGUUAAGAGACUGGAGGAAGUGAGGACUCGCUAGGCCAAGGCUACCCCAACUGGUUGAAUGCCACUUUUGCACAUUUUAGACGUCAAGAAUGUUUCAGAGUUUUUUUCUGGUUAUCAGUCCAGCCGCAUUUGAACAUGGACAAAAUACUUCUGAAGCCUUAGAGGUACCUGUGUCUGUCAAUGGAGAUCCAUUUUGAGAAGGCUUAUUGAUUGUCUCUUCGAAAACCUAUGUAAAUACCAGUUUUAACAACUGCCUUUUUCAUGUGAUGGUUUGUUAAGAAAAAAAAGAGCCACAGUCUGUGCUGCCGUUUUUUUGGACUGGAAUUUUAUACAGAAUAAUAACUCAAAUGUUUGAGGAGCAUGAACUUUUCGUAUAAAGACUUCUUGUUAAUCUUUGUUAUGUACUGUACUAAUUCUUACACUGCCUGUAUCCUUAGUGUGAUGCUGAUACAUGACUAAAUUUGAUACCUAUAUUUUCGUAUGAAAAUGAGUUGUGAAAGGUUUGAGUAGAUAUUACUUUAUCACUUUUUUGACUAAAAUUUCUUUUGUACAGAAAUUACUAUAUAUGCCUUUACCUAACCUCUCUCUCGUUUGUGUUGCUGUUGGGUUCAUAGAACUGGGUAAUUGGCUGAGUUACGUGUUUUUCACAAUGUACAUAUAGUGCUGCAACUUAUAGCACUUUUGAAAUACCUCAAGUUUAUGAAAAUAAAUCCUAUGAAACUAA